GGACGGGUUAUGUCGACUGCGCAAUCUACAGGUCGGAUUUGAUAGCACGAUACCGCUUGAAACUGAUAAGCCUGGCGGCGGGAAGCGCAAUGGCUGAAAAGCUGAGAAUGGCGGCAAGGGUCUUUGUGUAUGGCACGUUGAAGCGCGGUGAGCCCAAUCACCACUGGCUGACGAAAAAGGAGAACGGCCAAGCCCGAUUCCUUGGAAGGGGGAAAACGGAAACGAAGUUUCCCCUGGUUGUCGGAACCCGCUACAACAUCCCAUUUCUGCUCGCCCGCCCGGGUGAGGGGAACCACAUAGAAGGCGAAGUCUACGAAGUGGACGAGACCAUGCUCUCCAAACUGGACAUACUAGAAGACUACCCGGACUACUAUGAUCGCGAGCAACAAACCAUAUUAAUGGAACAGAAUGAAACCAUUCAGUGCUGGCUGUACCUGAUUCGCAACUUCCCAGACAAGAUGCUGGCCAAGGAGCUGCUGAUCUCGUACCACAACACGCCGGAGAGGCCGUACAAUGAAAAGUCAGUACGCACUGUUUCAGCCAGAGAUGAUCUUUCUUACUGAUUUUGCAGCUACUUGGACAGCUGCCCGGAAGACCUCGCCAUGGAAAAGUGAGAAACGGAAACGUAUAAAAAAGUAACGUUUAUAAACGGAUUUCAACGCAUGGGUAUUAUUCGUAUUGUAUUACAUUAAUCCAUUUUUCAAAAUGCAAAACGAAAUG
Drosophila melanogaster (fruit fly) is the source of this 720-nucleotide messenger RNA. RefSeq lists its product as uncharacterized. Gene Ontology annotation, molecular function: gamma-glutamylaminecyclotransferase activity. The record is from RefSeq and is marked reviewed. NCBI's taxonomy places the organism in Eukaryota, Metazoa, Arthropoda, Insecta, Diptera, Drosophilidae. Bases 90 to 563 code for a protein of 157 amino acids. The transcript is spliced from 2 exons.